Messenger RNA from Perca fluviatilis (European perch), 1115 nucleotides. RefSeq names its product keratin-associated protein 21-1-like. Lineage: Eukaryota; Metazoa; Chordata; Actinopteri; Perciformes; Percidae. The coding region runs from base 211 to 771 and encodes 186 amino acids. The transcript is spliced from 4 exons. The record is from RefSeq and is a predicted model, not a curated record.
ACAUAAAUAGUUAUGUUAUGAAAAGUAACAAAAUCUGAAGUGUAUGUUUACACACUUUAAAGAGAAAAUAAAUGUGUGUGUGAGUUGAGGCUGUGCCCCUGCUGAGGACCAAUCUGAGGUGUGGCUUUACGUGUAUAUAAAGACAGAGCCAGCUGACUGCUGUGACUUUUGAUUGUACUCCAGCACACGGAUCUAACCUACGGUUUCAAAAUGUACGGACAGAACCAAGGAAACCAGUACCCUCCUGGUUAUCCGAACAAUCCUCAGCAGAUGCCAGGGGGAUUCCCUCAAUAUCCUCCAGGCACUGUCCCAGGACCAAACUACCCUCCUCAGCCCUACGGUCCACACGGAGGCCAACCGGGAUAUGGACCUGGUUUUGGUCCAGGCCAAGGACAGGGAUAUGGACCUGGACCAGGUUUUGGUCCAGGACAGGGAUAUGGAGCUGGACCAGGUUUUGGGCCAGGCCAAGGACAGGGAUAUGGACCUCGACCAGGUUUUUGUCCAGGACAGGGAUAUGGAGCUCGACCAGGUUUUGGUCCAUUCCAAGGACCGGGAUAUGGACCUCGACCAGGUUUUGGUCCAGGCCUAUGCCAUGGAUGUGGACACAGCCAUGGUGAGGGCCACGUAUGCCAUGGACAUGGCCACAGGCACGGUCACGGUCACGGUCACAGGCACAGGCACAGGCAUGGUCACAGGCAUGAGCGAUGUCACAAGAAAGGAAGGCACUCUCGGGGGUCCUCCAGCAGCUCCUGCAGCAGCGACUCGGACUAGAUAAAGAUUCCUGGGACAGGAGGAGGAGGAGGAGGAAGAAGACAAGAUGGCACCUGGAGACCUUCAUCCUGCUACUAUAUAUUAUAAUCAAUCAAAGCAUUUAUACAAAAAAAGACUCUCUCCUGACACCCAUCCAGGAUCCAACAAUGCUGGAUGUUUGAAAAUUAUUUUAGAUUAGCCAUGUUAUGACCGGUUGACAUGAUCAGAUGCUAUUAAGCUUUAAUUGAUAUUUCAUAACUUUGUUGUACGAGACGCAUUUCAGACAUUAUUGUAUCCAUGACUGUUUGUGAGAAACAAAGUGCUUUCUGUGUAUGAUACAGCUAGUAAAGUAACAAUGCAAUGUC